GCUUUGCGGGCGCGGGCUGGCGCUGCGGCUCCCGCGUUCCGUGGGCUCCUCGACAGGCGAGCGGGCUCGCCCCAAGCCCCCGAGUCUUUCCCUUCCGGGAACAGGGGAGUCCCGCGGCAAUUUCGGAUCCCCACCCGAGUCGCCGGGAAUCCAGGCCCCUGGGCGUGGCGAGAUCUGGGCGUGCGCAGGCUCGGGCGGCCCCCCCUGCCCAUCCCCAGCCCUGCGACCCGCCGCCUCUCGGACGCGCUCGUUAGGCCGUGGUCCUCAUGGCCGACAAGAAGCUCGUGGUGGUUUUUGGAGCCACAGGUGCCCAAGGGGGCUCGGUGGCCCGCACACUGCUGGAAGAUGGGACGUUCAGGGUUCGAGUGGUGACACGAAACCCUGAGCAGAGGGCAGCAAAGGAGCUGAAGCAGCAAGGAGCUGAGGUAGUGCAAGGAGACCAGAAUGACAAGGCGAGCAUGGAGCUGGCCCUGACUGGGGCUUACGCCGCCUUCAUUGUGACCAACUACUGGGAGAACUGCAGCCAGGAGCAGGAGGUGAAGCAGGGCAAGUUGCUGGCAGAUCUAGCCAAGCGCCUGGGCCUUCACUACGUGGUCUACAGUGGCCUGGAGAAUAUCAGGAAGCUGACAGCGGGCAGGUUGGCAGCGGGCCACUUUGAUGGCAAAGGGGAGGUGGAGGAGUAUUUCCGAGACAUUGGCGUUCCCAUGACCAGUGUACGGCUGCCCUGCUAUUUCGAGAACCUCCUUUCCUACUUCCUGCCUCAGAAAGCUCCAGAUGGAAAGAGCUACUUGCUGGAUCUGCCUAUGGGUGAUGUUCCCAUGGACGGCAUUGCUGUGAGUGACCUGGGGCCCGUGGUGCUCAGCCUACUGAAGAAACCAGAAGAGUAUGUCGGGCAGAACAUUGGGCUCAGCACCUGCAGGCACACCGCCGAGGAGUAUGCCGCCCUGCUCACCAGGCACACUGGCAAGACUGUGCACCAUGCCAAGACAACUCCUGAGGACUACGAGAAGCAUGGCUUCCCUGGGGCCCGUGACCUGGCCAACAUGUUUCGUUUCUACGCCCUGAAUCCUGAGCGCAACAUUGAGCUGACCCUGCGGCUCAACCCCAAGGCCCGGACACUGGAUCAGUGGCUGCAGCAACACAAAGGGGAGUUUGCCCAACUGUGACCUCAAAACCCCCAGCUAGAAGUGAGACAGAGACAAAAGCCGUCCUUCCCUGCGUACAAAAAGUAUUUUGUUUUGUUUUCAAAUAAAGCUGUUAUUUUCACAGA
Jaculus jaculus (lesser Egyptian jerboa) is the source of this 1270-nucleotide messenger RNA. It is a transcript of the gene Nmral1, whose product is annotated as NmrA like redox sensor 1. The coding region runs from base 267 to 1166 and encodes 299 amino acids. Lineage: Eukaryota; Metazoa; Chordata; Mammalia; Rodentia; Dipodidae. The transcript has 5 exons. The record is from RefSeq and is a predicted model, not a curated record.